Molecule: messenger RNA, 7329 nt
Organism: Pseudophryne corroboree (corroboree frog)
Lineage: Eukaryota; Metazoa; Chordata; Amphibia; Anura; Myobatrachidae
Gene: AKNA
Product: AT-hook transcription factor
Exons: 22
Coding region: 186-4376 (1396 amino acids)
Biological process (GO): epithelial to mesenchymal transition; neuroblast division in subventricular zone; neuroblast delamination
Cellular component (GO): centrosome
Source: RefSeq, a predicted model, not a curated record
GCUAGUGCUGUGCUGUGUGUACACGUUACUGUGGAGACACAAUCCUCCAUCCCAAGCUCUGGUUUGUGUUGCGCUGCUCCUGGCAACCUGGACGGAGCUGGGGCACCAGGAGCAGACAGGACCCUCAUCGCAGGUAAUAUGUCACUGUGGGAUGACAUGGGGGGCACGCAACACACUCCCUGACCAUGGACAGCCACAACAGACCGGUACGGAGCGAGAGCAGUGAGGAUGAGGAGGAGAAAUUUACGAGGUACAUGGAUGACAAUGGAAUCAUUGGGUUGGAGGAAGAUGGGAACUUGGAACUGCAUUACCAAGCGGUUCUAGAACUGGAAGAAGAUGAGGAACAGAAGAUGUUGGACUUAGGUGAGGAGGAGAUGGUGGAGCCCUAUGAAGGUGGGUUGGCAUAUCCAGAAUCCAUGUCUGAAGGAGACGGGUCAGGCGUUCAGAGCUGGAAAGAAGAAUUCAGCUUCUCCCAAAUGGUAGAAGAAAGAAGUCAUAACAUGACAGAUAGAGAAGCCUUGAGGAACAGUGAGAUUACCAUCAGUCGUGAUGAAAAUGAUCGCAGCUCUGUUGAACAACCCAGCUUGUCAGUCACAUUGCCUUCUGCAUUAGGCCGACGUCCUCCAAGCCGAGACCAACAGCUGGAUAUGACCGAAGACGAGGUGGAUCGAGGGAGUUCCGUGGGAGCAUGUGAAGGAGAUGAAGAGGAGAACUGGAAUCAGGAGCCUUCAGAAUUUCUUUAUGAUGAAAGUCCUGGAAAUGAAAGGUUUGGCAAAUACGAGCAAACUUCAGCACAAAAACAAUGGAAUAACUACCUCGGGGCACAUGAAGAAGACUAUUCUGAAAGUCAAGAGAUUCAGGAAGAUGACUCUCUCGGGGAGUCUUUAUCCCCGUCUUCUCCUCCCAUUCCCAGCACUUGGGGCACCAGACUUAUGAGCCAUUUUGGUCGGCUGAGCCUGUCACCUCGUAUAGAAGAUGAGACUCUUCCAGAAUCUUCUUGCACAGACAGUGUGGAAAACCCAGGUGCCAAUCCUGCUGGAGACUCUCCAAAUGUCUCCAGCCUUACAAAGGUCUCCAAACAGGACAGACCAUUAAGAACUAAACCCACCAGGUCAAGUUCUCCAUCCGUCAGAAACCAGCAUACAGAUGACCUAAAUGUCAAGAAAACUAAACGUUCUAAUAUUUCCCUCUAUGGGAAAGGACAACUUAACUACCCCUUGCCUGAUUUAUCCAAAGUUGGACCCCGGGUCAGAUUCCCUCGUGAUGAGCCAGGUUAUCAACCUCCUCAGCCCCGUAAAGUAAUAAAACAAACUCAAGGAGCUCCUGUUAUCUUCAAAUCACCAGCAGAGAUAGUGAGAGAGGUACUGUUGAGCAGCACCGAAAAAACUAUUCAGGAGCCAGUUGCACCUCCCAGUGUACCGCAAGAAUUCAAGACCCCUCAACAAGCAACUCAGCUGGUUCAUCAGCUGCAGGAGGAUUACCACAAGCUGCUCACUAAGUACGCAGAAGCUGAAAAUACUAUUGACCGUCUGCGACUUGGAGCUAAAGUGCAUCUCUACUCAGACCCUGCACAGCCCAGUCACAGUGUUCAGAUGGGAGCAGUCUUCCAGGGUUCAAAGGUUAUGGAGUUCACUAUACCCCACAUACAGACAGCGACGCUCACCCCAGCAAAUGGCCAUCAUGGGGUUACAGGAGGGGACACUGAUGUAGAUUCUUUCCCCCCUGCAAUACCUGCCGGGUCACCCACUGAGCCCACUCACGAUAACACCUCUGGUUUGUUGCCGUCCCUACAUCCACCUGAAGACGUCACUUCCACCCUUAUGUCACACUUGGAGACCCUUCACCAAGAGGUUGAACUUUUUGAAGAAUUGUUGCACGGGGGUAAUUUGACUCCUGAAGAACAGCAACAGGCAGUGAGAGAGCUCCGCAGUUCCCUGGAUGUGCUGGAACGGAGAUAUUUAAAGGCACAGGAGCAGUAUCGCCAGGAGCAGAGACACAAUGGUACUGGUCACCUGCCUAUGGAGCUAGAUCCACAAAGGGAACUAGGAGAAGUCAUAUUCCAACUGGGAGUCCAACUUGAUGAGCUGCAGGAGAGAGUACACAGUUCUGCCCUGUCCUCUCCAAACAGCCAAUUAAAAAAGAGUUCAGGGGACACAAUUACGACUCACCAUUUAGGAAUCGCCCCAGUGCCGUCAGCUGUGGUGCCCGUUCCAGCUCUUCAGACCCCCUACCCACAGGACUCCUCUCCAGAGCCCCCCGGACUCUCUGCUGGAGCUGUUGAGGCACAGAAUAAGGAGGAUCCUGCGGAGUAUUUACCUCAGCCUCUGCGCUACAAGCACAUGCAGGUGGAGAGAGACUAUGGCACCUUGCUGUCCACAUACAGCAGCUUCAAGUCUCUUCCUGACGCUCUGGGUGUAGAGCAAGAAGAGUGGCCGCAACAGCUCCCGCAGAACGCCCGACCACACAACCCACCCCUGGAUGUCAGUUCUCAGGGGCAACCAGCGAGGUCACAGAAGCAUGCACAUGCUACGAGGCCACUUCUAGAUCCCAGGACAUCCGACAGGCCCGCGGUUCAUCGGGAUGAUCUACAGGCUGUAAGUCCACAGGAUCACCAGGCAGCUCCUAAAACUAAGUGGCACUCACAUACAGCUUACCCGCAGAGGCAUCCCAAGACUGUUACACUGCAGAGCAGCCAGCCGGCCGGGAGCUCCAAGGACAACCUGCAUGAGAGCAGACCAACUAGUGCGACCAGCGAUCAGCACUCACCAUCUCCAAUUGACCAGGGCAGAACACCUCCUGUAGCCAGCAGACAGAGGACCUCUCCAGAGGAAGGGAAAUACUCAGUGAGAAGGACCUCCCAUGGCUCAGAGACAUUUCCACAGCGUCUUCCUAUGAAGUCUUCUUUUCCCCAGCUAAGAGAGCAAUCCUCCAGUACUCCGAAAGGCAUACUGUCUAUCAAUGAGGAGGACACUCACAAAUCCCAGUCUCGUAAGAAUAGCAGCAGCAGCAAGAGUGCUAGCCCCUCAGCCCAGAAAGGGAUGAAAGGAAACAUUGCUCAGAGAAGGAUCUUGUCCCCAGAAACUGAUAGCGGAUUUCUUGGGUCAGAAAGUGGACGGUCACCUCUCCAAAAGCAGAGACAUCCGCCCAGCCUCACCAGGGACCAUCCUGAAUUACCAGACUGUUCAGCCACUUCUCCCAUGAACAGAGGGAGACAACCUUCUAAAGCCGAAAGUGACCACUUGUCUGGUGUACGCAAACCCGUAUGGGAGAAGAGGAAACAGAACGGUCACUGGACAGGUCUCUCGGAAGCCAGCUCUCCUUCCCCAGGCCCCAAGAGCCUGACUGAAAGUGAGAACAGGGAAUCGAGUGAACCUGAUGAAUCUGACUCCGAGCAGGAAGCUCUUAAUGAUGUCAUGGGGGAUCCUUCCUCUGGAGCCUCCCCAUUACUGUCACCUACUGAGGAACUAUCCCCGCAUGAUGGAAACGUUGUGGAGUCUCGUACAGCGAGAGAUCAGGCUAUAAGCAAUCUGCAGAAGGAGGUGAUUCAGCUCCGGCAACAUCUAGAGAGCAGCCUGCACCGGUCACCGACACGAGGAACCCCGGGGCCGCUUGCUUCCAAUCAGAAACGACAUGAAGGGAAAGCUGGUCACGCUGCCCAUGGCCUGGGUUCUCCUAUAUCUAGGCGCGAGGCUGCUACAAAGGAACCAAGAGUGGAGGACCUGAUGGGCACCUCCGUGUCACGUGGCCGCGAUCCUGCUCAGCGAGUUGCACAGGGUGGAAGAGGAGUCCGGGGGGCAUACACAGGGUCACGAUACCAACUUCCAGGAUACCCUUCCCCAAGCCGCGCUCAACAUGUCACCGUCCCGCUCUGUCAGAGGUGUCAGGAAGCUGAGAGAGAGAGUGCUGUGUCCAUGAAAACAUCAGGGAAGGAUGAAAACGCUCUUCCAAUACAUCCAGCCUGUCCUCUUUGCCAUGGGAACAAUGACUCUGAUAAUACACCAAGAAAUGGAAUGUCUCACGGAGACAGCCGUCCACACCACCAGCGCAGGAGGCACUUGCAGUGCAGGCACAGAAUUGUGCCUCCUCCCGUGGGCUAUAUUCAGACCCCCCUUGUCCCUUACAGCCCUCCAGUAAUAUAUGGCACCUCACCCAGUCUCUAUGUUCCCAUGGGAUAUAACGUAGCUGAGCAGCGACCUCCGUAUACUGUGACGUCUCCCCCUAAACCAGACCUCUUAGAGCUGGAGGACCUCAGCUGGCCAUUGAAUCGAGCACUAGAGGCAGCCAAGGAACUGAAAGUAACCAGCAGGCGUAUGUGCCGGUCGCUUACGAUGGAUCUCAGCUCACAGCGGAAUCUGCGGGGAUCCUGUCUUUUCUAGUAUGGAGACAUCUACAUAGCAUUUAUUUUGUCCGUCACUCAAAUGAUGUCUGUGAUUCAUCCUCUUGGCCUGAUUCCAUGUACAGAUAAUAAUGUGCUCCCUAUUAAUUGCAGAUUUCCUGUAUACACAUGAAAUCUGAACAUCAUACACAUUAUUCUCUAAGGAAAACUGUGCCAGGUGGUAGCGCCCUUUUGGAUUCCCUUCUCUUGACUUUUAGGGGGACAUUUACUAAGCAGUGAUAAGAGUGGAGAAGUGAGCCAGUGGAGAAGUUGCCCCAUCAACCUCCUAACUGUCAUUUUUCAAACACAACCUGUAACAUUGCAGUGAGGAGCUGAUUGGCUGGAACGUUAUCUCUUUCCACUUUAUCUCUCUCCAAGGCAUAGUACAUAGACCCCAUAGAGCAGGCAUUCCCAACCUCGGUUCUCAAGGCACACUGGCAGUCCAGGUUUUAGUGAUAUCCAUGCUUGCGCACAGGUGACUUAAUUAGUACCUCAUUUACUUUGACUUAUCCAUCUGUGCUGUAGCCUGGAUAUCACAAAAACCUGCACUGUUAUGCCCCUUUCACAUCGCACAAAUAACCCGGUAUCGACACGGCAUAUUGCCGUGUCGAAACGGGUCAGUGUGCGAUGUGAAAGGUCCUUUGUUGAAUUAGCGGGUCGCCUGACCCGGUAAUUUAACCCGGUAAAAAAGAAGGGUUAUUACCGGGUUGAAUACCGGGUCAGGUGCAGUGUGAAUGGGAGCCGUUCCGAUGCGACACGGCUCCCAUUCACAGCAUAGGCAGAGGCGGCGCAGGAGAUGAGCUCAUCUCCCGGCGCCGCCUCCACCCCCGCCCCUGCUGCUGCCGCGCCCCCCCCGCUGCUAUGGCAACCGACCCGGUAUAUUGCCGGGUCGGAAAGCCAGCAAAGGAGUGCAAAUGCCGGAUCCCACCCGGUAAGGACACGUUUCUCUUACCGGGUGGGAUCCGGCAUUUGCGAUCUGAAACCAGCAAUAGUGUGCAUUGAGUCUACCCAGUAAUCCAUUACUGACUUCAUGGUGCACAACCAAUGAACCUAAUGGAAACAGUGGGUCUCAAUACUAGUCAAAUGUUCCUCGUCGACUAAUAUCUUCCUUGCUACUUCCUAUGACCGGAGCGGAAUCACACCAGUUCUCUUCAUAUGCUGGCCAUAGAGUGUUGCCACCCAUUAAACUUCAUACAGUUGCUCAGGUCAGUAUUGGCUGCACCUGUCCUAUUAUAUGUCAGCCUCUGGCUGUUGUUAGUCUUUAGAUGUGUACACAUGGUGCGUUUUUUCUUACAAUUUUGACUAUAUAGUCAAAAUCGGAAGAAAAUAUAGCACUGUGUGUACAGUCCUUGCGAUGCCGAUGCGCGGUCUUGCGGGAUCGGCAUUGCAAUGAAAAAUAGACUGUGCAGGCAGCCCAACAUAGACUAUAUCGGUGAGGCCGGGCUCCAGCCACAUCGAAUAGUCAAUGGGGAUAAUUCAGACCUGAUCGCUAGGCUGCAUUCUCAUACAGCGGGCGAUCAGGUCUAAACUGCACAUGCAUAUGCACCGCAAUGCGCAGGCACGUCGCACGGGUAUAAUGUGGAUCGCAGCUCAGCGAUGGGUUUGUGCAAAGGAUCCAUUUGCACGGGCGUUCGCAAAGAGAUUGACAGGAAGAAGGCGUUUGUGGGUGGCAACUGACCGUUUUCUGGGAGUGUAUGGAAAAACUCAGGCAUGUCCAAGCGUUUGCAGGGCGGGUGUCUGACGUCAAUUCCGGUCCUGGACAGGCUGAAGUGAUCGCUGCGGCUGAGUAAGUCCUGGGCUGCGCAGAGACUGCACAAGAUCUGUUUGUACAGCUCUGCUAAUGCGAUCGCACACUUGCACAGCUAAAAUACACUCCCCCUGUAGGCGGCGACUAUCUGAUCGCAGCGGUGCAAAAAUCGCCUGCUAGAGAUCAGGUCUGAAUUAGGCCCCAUGUCGGGCUGUACAGGCAUCGCACCGUGUGUACACGCCAUUAGAGAAGGGCAUUUAGUUCCAGCAACAAAAGUAAAAUAAGUUAUAGGGUUUACAGGGAGGAACGCUCACCCAUUGUGAGCGGAGUUCUUCCUUAAUAAUUUUAAAAUAAAAAUAUAAUCAAUGGACAAUUACGAACUUACAAAAUAAUAAUGGGAAAUAAUAUUUUUUUUCUAUUAGAGGCUAGUACACAAGUACGGCUGCUGACCCCCUCCCCACCUAUAGUGAUGGAUCACAUGGGACGGUACAAAGUUACUAUUAAUUACCGAUACCCCUUAUUAACUUUGGUACCACAUAGAUUUUGAAAUGUAGCAGAGAAGAAAGUUUUCACACAAGCACAGGUUACAGAUUACACAGGUAAAUAGAAGGUGUUGUUUUAUUUUUUAGAUAUUUAUAUUUUUGUAUCCAGAGUUUUGGUACGAAAAUGAAAGUUAGGAAGUAUUUAAGUGUGAUCGCUUGUCUGAGAAAGUGCUCUUACUCCUGAGGCGUUACAGGGAAUAUUAUGUCUCACCCGCUGGUUCUAACCCAGAACUUACAUUCCUUUGUGUGUGGGUAUGUGAUGUCUGUCAUAUAAUGAGCGCUAAUUAAGUUGCGUUGCCAUGGUGACUGAUAAUGUGAGUAUAUAGCACGUUAAUACUGAGUCACAAUUACUGUAGCUAGUGGCGUAUUCAGCUAAAAGGUCUUCAAGUUAUUUCCAAGUUAUUUAUUAUUCAUCGGCUGUGAAGUACGUUUGCUGUUAGGAUGUUUCAAAAAGAGCUCAAACAAUGAUUUAUGUUUUAAUUAUGUUUUUAUUAGUUUUUGUAAGAUUGUUUUUACAUGUACAAAAAUGGUACAAGUUUUGGACUGUCUGUAUGUAAACUGCGUGUGAAAGAGCCAUUUUGGGGUGUUAACAAUGAUCUCAUGUUUUUUGUCAAAAAAAGCUUUGUACAAAUCUAUUUUUACAUUUCAUAAUUUUUAUAGAUUAA